CCUCAGUACCACGCGCUUUUACGCAUCACCGCGCAUGUCCGCAUUUGGAAGAGCGCGUAACAGCGAAACAGAUCAUCACAUCACAGCAGAAUCAGAUCCUCUGCCGACACUAUGUCAUCAGCAUCUCCGGACACUUAAAGGCUGUAAAUAUUGGAAAGAAAUCAUCUCUCUGCUUCUUCAACUUCAUCCAGCACAGCAGCAGACAGUCUUCAAGUCAGAAAUGAGCCAAAUGAAGCUGCCCAAAACUGGACUCGUCCUCUGGAUGUGUGUAAUGAACAGGGUCCUGGACACAGCAGCAGCAGCAUCAGCAGCAUCAGCAGCACUGUCAAUCACCCAAUGUGUGAUCAUGCAGUACACCAGCAUCACCUGCUACUGGGAAACAACCGACCACCACCUGAACAUCAGCAGCUACACACUUCAGAUUAACAAAACCUCUUGUGAAAGUAAACACAGCUUCAUCCCAGUGGGUUCCUGUAAUACCAGUGGCUCUGACUGCUCCGUUCAGGCCAUCAAAUCAGCAUUACACUGUUUCUGUGCAGAUGUGCUGGCGUCCACACACACUGGAUCCAUACGCUCACCGCUGUACUUCUUCAGUGGGGUCAAUGCAGUGAAACUUCCUCCUCCACAGAUAAAAGAUCUCAGGCCAUCAGCGAGAAGGUCUGGGUGUUUGCAGGUGAUCUGGAGAAUGGCUGAGAGCUUUCCCAAGAAUGAGAAAGUCUACAUACUGCUCCAAAUGGAGUACACGACACACAACCAGACCCGAUCCCAGACUAUACAAGCGUUUUCCAAUGAGACAUUGGAGCUGUGUGACCUUCACCCAGGAUCCAAGUAUACAGUGAGACUGAGGGCUCAGGACAGUCGAGCACACGCUCACUGGAGCUCGUGGAACUCUACAGACACAACCACAGCGGAGAAAGCACCGUCUGCAGCUCCUCGGCUCUGGAGACUCAUCCAACCUGCAGAAGAAGCUGGAAAGAGACGCCUCACCCUGCUCUGGAAGCCUGUGUCCUGGCCUGAGGUCAAUGGUGUUGUGCUCAGUUACUCUGCGUCCUGUCACAGUAAUCUGGGUUCAUCACAGUGGACCUGCGGCGCUGUAAACGCAUCCAGACGCUCCUGCGUCCUCACUGUCUCUGACGAUACCUGUCACUGCAGCCUGACGGCAACAAACUCUGCCGGGACGUCACCUCCAGCUCACAUCUCCAUACCUGCACAUACACAUGCAGAAGAACUCCCACCUGCUCAGAUUUUAAGCGUCACCCCAUUGGACAACACUCAGAUAAAGGUGGAAUGGACAGCUGCACUGAACCAAUCAGAGAGCGGCUUUGUGGUGCAAUGGACUUCUGUGCCUUACAUUAAACCAACUAGUCUGCACUGGGAACAUAUGAAUGAAAAUGCAAGAAGUUUUAUUCUCACAGGUCUUCUGCCAGAAGUCCCAUAUAAACUGUCGGUCGUGAGUCUGUAUGGGCAACAGACAGGAAGUGGCAUGUCAGUCAUUGCUUUCACACGGGAAGGAGUGCCCUCUGUCGGCCCAGAUAUGACAGUGCUGAAGACGAGCAGCAGCGGUGUUGUUCUGAAAUGGGACCCUGUUCCUUUAGAGAAACUUCAUGGCUUCAUCCAGAACUAUACUGUACUAUACAGCAUAAAUGGCAAAGACAAAAGUGUGAAGGUAGACGCUCAUGUUGAACAGAUAACUCUUAGUGAACUGACAGAAGGAACCUAUAAAAUCUGCGUAAUGGCUCAUACUGCAGUAGGGGGCGCCACUGGGCCCUGUCAGAUGGUGCUUGUGGGGCUUGAUGAUGUUCAAGUGAUUCCCAUACUGCUGUGUGCACUUCUGCUGUGCUUUCUGAUUCUGAUCAUCCCAGUUUGCUUGAGGGUGAGGAUCAAACAGUGUCUGUGCCCGACUGUACCAGACCCUUCAAAAAGCAGCCUGUCCGUCUGGUCCAAAACUAAACUGUGUCAGCAUAAGCUACCAUCCUCGUCCACCAUGAGCUCCAUCAUCUCUGUGGGUCAGACUACAAUCUAUCAGGAUUGUGGUGAGAUAGACUAUGUCCCUGUCCAGGUGCUCACCUACCACACUCCUCAUGCCAGCAAUGAGCCUGAAGCCAUGACCUACAACAGCACUGCUGUAACACACCAGGACUCCAAACUCACACCAGCUCAAGCUUUCCCCACACAUUUCCUCAUCCAGAGCUACACCAAACCAGACCAAGUCAUUCCUGCUGGAUAUAAAGAAGAUCCCCAGCCCUCGUCUGACGAUCUCUUGUUUGAGUCCCUCUUCUCCUGCAAAAGUAAUCAAGCUGAUUUAUGCGGCUACAUCCACGUGUCCCAGAGCUAUGCGCCGGUCAUUAUGACCGUAAAUGCAUACAGGACUCUUGACCCGGAGGUUUUACCGGAGGACACCAGCACCACUAUGGUUCAUUGCAGCGUAAAUAACGAGUCAUAAAUCACUGGGGUUUCAGUGUCCCACUCUCUCCAGCCCACCAAAACAUGAGCCCUCGUAUCAACCACCAUCUCUGUGUGCUUUCUGAUUGACAGAUAGCUUGUGCAGGGAUAGCUGGAACGGCAUAAGGCUGGUACAUAAAGCUGGGUGCAAUUAAAAUCAUAAACUUUUGUACUCUGUAAACUGUGUCCAGUGUAGACACCCGCAGUUAAUUAUAAUAGUUGCACAUGAUUUACAAUAGUUUCAUGGGCAGCUUUAAGAGAUUGCAUCCAAUUGCAUCCGCUAGGUCAAGGGCACCGCAUGAGGACUGCUAGUCAUUUCCACAUGUGACACCUCUUUUACAAAACCACUCUGGUCUUGAGUCAAAUGUGCAUUAAACACUGAUACCCAGUUGCCAUUCGUUGUAUGGAAACUUGGCCAAUAUUUGCUAUUCCUGAGAUAAAACAGUGCCAUUUUACUGGUGACAUAAUAUAGCUUUUCUCAUUUUUUUUAUUCGCAAAUGGUGCUUGAAAAAUACAAGUAUCCAGAUUAUGUUACUUUCGUAUUGUGAUAUUUGGUUUAAUAUUACAUUUUUUUUUUACAUAAUGUCAUCUUAAACCCUCCCAUUUCUGUUGACACAAUAAAGGACAAACAGCCCCAGACAGGACAACAUGUUCCCCUGGUUACAUCAUGGACACAGCUUGAAAUUAUACAGACCUGCUAAAGAACUGGUGUUUUUCAGUGUUUUUUAUUUUAUUUUUUUAUUUCUGAUGUAGCACUGCUGCUUGCGUUAUACCUGUCAUCUCCUGCUUUCUGCUCUGUCCCAGUUUCCUCUGUUGGCCUUUUUGGAUAUCAGACAAAACUAAAUUCUAACUGGGUUUGGAUAUCAGACAGAACAACAUUUUUACUGGUUUUGAAUAUCGGACUACAGAUUCCAGACAAAACUGGAACCUUUCUUGAAAUGUUAGAUCCAGUCUUUUUACAAGAUCCCAUCAGAAGACAUCUAUUUUGUCUGCUGAAAUGACCACAUUUGUGUUGUCAGCGUACAUAAGAAUGUAAGCUAUUUUAGUCUGUGAAUCAGACAGACUGGUAACCUGGAAAGCUGUGAAAGACAAAGGCAUUCCAAAAUAAUGUCAAAUAAUGUUUAUUUUUGUGGACUGUAUCUGAAGAUAAACCAGAUUCUGUGGAAAAGGAAAGGACAGUGAGAGGGACACUCAACAUCGGGAACAUUUAGUUGGGAACGCUGAGACUUUGGGCCAGAGUUCACCACCGCUGGUCCGUCUUUCCUGUGCCUGGAAUUCCCGAUAAAGUCCCUCUUUGUUUGGACAGAGACGGGCCAGGGCAGUGUCACACAUACAUCCGGCUCCAGAGAGUUGAUCUUUGGUUACAGGAGUGCAGAUCGGCCGUGUGCCAGAGCUGGUGCAGCAAUAUUUAUUGUGGAUGAAAUGUGCUAUUGUUGACAAUAGAUGGAUAUUCACACUGACCUGCCAGAGCCCUGCGGACCGUUAACAUACUUCUUGCAUUCCACUAUUCCAUUGGGAAUGUUAGCCUAUGAAUAUGGCUCAAAAAAGGAAUGGAUUAAUGCUUAGCAAGGUAUCUGUCAUUCCUGUAGUGAUGCUGAGGAACUCAAGGCUCUGUAUGUAUAUAUUCUGACGAAGCACGUUAUUGUUUGUGCAAUAAAAUAAACAGAAAAUCA
Cyprinus carpio (common carp) is the source of this 4115-nucleotide messenger RNA. Its product is annotated as interleukin-6 receptor subunit beta-like. Gene Ontology annotation, molecular function: cytokine binding; cytokine receptor activity. Gene Ontology annotation, biological process: cytokine-mediated signaling pathway. Gene Ontology annotation, cellular component: external side of plasma membrane; signaling receptor complex. The record is from RefSeq and is a predicted model, not a curated record. Lineage: Eukaryota; Metazoa; Chordata; Actinopteri; Cypriniformes; Cyprinidae.